UUUCAGACAUGCUUAAAACUGAAAGUGAAACAGUGAUCUGAAAAAGCGCUACCUCUUCAUGAAGGAGGAAAGGCUGAGAUCUUUCCGUUAAUCUCUCAGCCUGAGAACAUUAAAUUAAUCUCAGAAACUGAAACGAGCUUCACUCAAAGAGAAAAUGGCUUCCUGCUCUGAGGAGGACCUCUCCUGUCCUGUCUGCCAUGAUAUUUUCAGGGAUCCUGUUGUCCUGUCGUGCAGCCACAGCUUCUGUCAAACCUGUGUUCGCUCCUGGUGGAGGGAAAAACAAAUAAAUGAGUGUCCGGUUUGUAAGGAGAGACCUCUGAGUGACCCGCCCGUGAGCUUAACAUUGAAGAACCUGUGUGAAGCUUUCUUACAGAAGGAAAAUCCAAAGCUUUCUGCAGGGUCAGAGCAGGAUCUCUGUAGUCUGCACACUGAGAAAUUAAAACUGUUCUGCCUGGAUCAUCAGCAGUCCAUCUGUGUUAUCUGUCGAGAUUCAAAAGCACACAGCAACCACAGAUUCAGACCCAUCAAUGAAGCUGCAGCGUACCACAGAGAGGAGGUCCGGGAACGCUUGAGAACCUUACGACACAAGCUGACACUUUUUGAGCAAGACAAAGGCAACUGUGAUCAAACUGCCAAACACAUUAAGAUCCAAAACAGAAACACAGAGAAGCAGAUCAAGGAUCAGUUCAAGAAACUUCAUCAGUUUCUGCAAGAGGAGGAGGAGGCCCGGAUCUCUGCUUUAAGGGAGGAGGAGAAGCAGAAAAGUAAACUAAUGAGGAAAAAAACUGAAGUUCUAAGCAGAAACAUUACAGAUAUUUCCAACACAAUUAGAGCUGCUGAGAAGGAGCUGAAAGCUGAAGAUGUCUCCUUCCUGCACACCUACAAAGAUGCAUUAAAAAGAAUGGAACAGUGCCAUCUGCUGGAGGGUCCAGAACUGUCCUCAGGAGCUCUGAUAGAUGUAGCUAAACAUCUGGGCAACCUUAGCUUCAACAUCUGGAGCAAGAUGAAGGAGGCUGUCUGCUACUCUGCUGUGACUCUGGAUCCAAACACAGCUCACCCUGAACUGAUCCUUUCUGAAGACCUGACCAGUGUGACACAUGGAGGGAGACACAAGCUCCCAGAGAACCCAGAGAGGUUCGACUGUUACCAUGUUGUUCUGGGUUCUGAGGGGUUUACCUCCGGGACUCACAGCUGGGAUGUUGAGGUCGGAGACAGCGUGAGCUGGGACCUGGGUGUGGCAACAGAGUCUGUCGAGAGGAAAGGAUUCAUCAGGUCUGGAUCCUGGAGGAUUGGGUUUGAUGGUGUCUGUGAAGCCAUCUCCCCUCCAGGCCGAAGUGCUGUUCUCUCUAUAAAGACACCAAGCAGGAUCAGAGUCCAUCUGGACCUGGAGAAGGGAAAGCUGUCCUUCUCUGAUGCUGAUACUGGUGCCCACAUAUACACCUUCACCGAGGGUUUUACUGAGAAACUGUUACCAUACUUCAGCAUCAAGAAGAAGAAACAAUUAAAACUAUUAUCAAAGAAAGUCUCUGCAGCUGUGGAUGAGUGAUGGGAGGUGGUGUUUUAUUUUAAGACUUUUAUGACCAAGUUAAUGGAGAACAUACACCAAAAUAUUACCUGAUGAUGAUAAUAUGUUGCCUUGUUUUCUCUCUACGCCUGUUAAAGUAUAUUUAUCUUGAUGCCAUUUUUUCUUAUUUAAAAAAUAUACCUGCCGUCCUGAUAUGAUGCUCUGAAACGUUUAAUGUCUCCCCUGACAGGAAAACAGAUUUUAUAUUGGCAUCAACAUCGGUAUCGGCCGAUGUUAGUCAUUUUUCACUAUAUUAGUAUCUCUCCUAUUAGUAAAACUGGGCCGAUACUAAUAACCGAUGUUUAUCUCCAUCUUGUUGCUGUUUGUGUUUCUAGGGGGCGAUGGUGGCCAUUUUGUAUUUGUUUGGUCAUUUAACAGUGAUGGUGAUGCAGGAGUGUGGGGAAGCAGAGAAGCAAUGUCAGCAGUGUGUCAAUAGGGCAGGAAAAUAUAAAUAAUAUCUGUAAAUAUCUGUAAUCAAUAUUGAACGUCGUUAUUUACUUGAAGUGGUUACUUUUGCUUUUGUAGAGUUUAGUCGCUGAGGUUUUUGCAGAAACAUUUUAAACUGAGCGAUAGGAAACAGUUUCCGUUAACUUGGGGAUUUUUAUUAACGUGUCUGCUUGUUUAAAAGUUGUCAUAAAUAUUGAGAUUUUUUAUGAAAUAUACAGUUAUGGUAUUUUAUUAUUUGAAGUAUAAAGAAGGUGGUGUUUUGCGGCUGUCAUAUAACCUUAUUAUAACACACACUAAUGAUUGAACUGACAGAACAGCUAUGUUAUGCUAAAUCAAUGUGAUAUGGCUAAAUCACGUAUUUCACAGAGGAUAUUGACACAUUGUGUACAUCUUCCUUCUGGGUUUUUUUUUUUGUUCACAUUUUGUCAUUUUACCUGAAGCUUCAAUAAAUUUCACUAGGAUUUAAUGUGA
This is a messenger RNA of Girardinichthys multiradiatus, 2482 nucleotides long. Its product is annotated as zinc-binding protein A33-like. Bases 155 to 1546 code for a protein of 463 amino acids. Gene Ontology annotation, molecular function: protein binding; zinc ion binding. The record is from RefSeq and is a predicted model, not a curated record. The transcript is spliced from 2 exons. NCBI's taxonomy places the organism in Eukaryota, Metazoa, Chordata, Actinopteri, Cyprinodontiformes, Goodeidae.